Molecule: messenger RNA, 1533 nt
Organism: Fraxinus pennsylvanica
Lineage: Eukaryota; Viridiplantae; Streptophyta; Magnoliopsida; Lamiales; Oleaceae
Source: the annotation of a GenBank genome assembly
AUGCAGAUUGGCUCAAUACUAUCGGCACAUAAUCUUCACAGUUUGCCGGCCGCCGCCGGAAGUUCGAGCUUCAGGUGCGGCGGUUUGCGGUCGAAAUCAUUUAUGAGACUUCCAGUUCAAUCACAAAAUGUGAAGUCAUUACUCCAAUCCAAGCAUUCUGAUCCGGAACCGGUUCAAGAAGGAUCCAACAACAGGUCAUUGGGAGACAAAGCAAAAGGUCUCUUGGACCAGCUGAAAUUGAGUAGUGUGUGGCCGGAAAUGAAGGCUGCAGAGGAAAUGUCACCGCGGCAUUUGAAUAGGCUACGAAGGCUUUUAUCCAAAUCACCGGAAUAUUCUCCUAGGAAUAAUCUAGGCAGCCGUUGGCGAGAGUACCACGGUAAGGACGACUGGUCUGGCCUCCUUGAUCCACUCGACGAGAAUCUCCGACGAGAGUUGGUCCGUUAUGGCGAGUUCAUCCAGGCGGCUUACCAUUGUUUUUACUCAAAUCCUGUCACCUUGACAGAUGAAGUUACAUGUGGAAGACACGUGGCACUGCCUGAUAGGUCAUAUAGAGCGACAAAGAGCCUCUAUGCCACUUCAACAGUCGGGUUUCCAAAGUGGGUGGAUGAUGUGGCACCCGAUCUUGGGUGGAUGACCCAACGAUCGAGUUGGAUUGGGUACGUAGCAGUGUGUGAAGACAAGAAAGAGAUUCAAAGAAUGGGGCGAAGAGAUAUCAUAAUAGCACUACGUGGCACUGCUACGUGUCUUGAAUGGGCAGAAAAUUGUAAAAGUUUAUUAGUUCCAAUUGAGAAAGAAAGUAAUCCGGCAUGUGUACAGCCUAAAGUGGAAUGCGGGUUCUUGGACCUAUUCAAAACCCCUGGAGCAAACGUGCCAAGCCUAGCUGAAUCAGUGGUCGAGGAAGUUCAAAGAUUAACUGAAAAGUACAAAGGCGAGACUCUAAGCAUAACCAUAACAGGGCACAGCCUUGGCGCCGCCUUAGCAUUGCUCGUUGGGGAUGAACUGAGUAGGUGCACACAGGCUAUGCCCCCCAUCGCUAUUUUCUCUUUUGGAGGUCCUCGAGUUGGCAACCGGGGUUUUGCAAAUACUAUUCGUUCAAGACACGUGAAGGUAUUGCGAGUAGUGAAUUCUCAAGACGUGAUCACUAGAGUUCCAGGUAUGUUCGUGAGCGAAGAGCUUGACAAGAAGGUUGAGGACACUAGAGCUGCAAAAUUUCUUAACGUGCUAGAUAAUAGCAUGCCAUGGGCAUAUGUACAUGUUGGGAGCGAACUAAGAGUUGAUACUAGAAUGUCUCCAUACUUAAAGUCAAAUGCCGAUGUAGCAUGUUGUCAUGAUUUAGAGGCGUACCUACACUUAGUAGAUGGGUUUUUAGCAUCUAAUUGUCCAUUUAGAGCAAAUGCGAAGAGAAGUUUAUUAAGGUUGGUCAAUGAACAAAGAUCAAACGUUAAAAGAUUGUACACAAGUAAGGCAAAGACCUCAAGCUUGAGUCUUGAAAGCGAUGCUAUGUCCUUGUUUAGUUUGUCUAGUCCGUCUUGA